Molecule: messenger RNA, 1765 nt
Organism: Coniophora puteana RWD-64-598 SS2
Lineage: Eukaryota; Fungi; Basidiomycota; Agaricomycetes; Boletales; Coniophoraceae
Exons: 3
Coding region: 109-1524 (471 amino acids)
Biological process (GO): regulation of DNA-templated transcription; nucleosome assembly
Cellular component (GO): nucleolus
Molecular function (GO): DNA binding; histone binding
Source: RefSeq, a predicted model, not a curated record
CAAGUGCAUAGACCGUCCUCCUCUCUCCUUUUAUUCUUUCCAUCUCUCAGCUCCCUCUCUUCUUCAACCACCUGCUCAGCGCUCCUCAUUUUUGCGCUUGAACUCGAAAUGUCUGGCUUUGCCGCUCUUAUGGCGCUGAGCGCCUCUCAGACCCAGGAGGCCGAAAGCGCUGUACAGCGAGCCCUCAAGGAACGCCAACGCAAUGAGGAAGACAAGCGCAAACGACAGGAGGAGGUAGAGCGGAAAAGAUUAGAAGAAGAGAAGAAGUUGCGCAUGAAGAGGUUCGAGGACGAGAAGAGGGCAAAGGAGGCGCAGGCUAGGCGAGAGGCGGAGCGGGCGAAACGAGAGGAAGAAAAGGAGAAGCGGGAAGAGCAACAGCGACAUGCUAUGCUCCAUGGCGCCGUGAAGGCUAAACCAACCAAGUGGCCUUCCUCCAGUGGUGGCAUGCGGGAGGAGGUCCGCAGGCGGCGCAUGCCAUCCGACGAAGAGGAGGAGUCACCCGGGAUGAUGCUGACCCGCGAGGAGAAGAGGCAACGCAAGCUUGACAUGGAUAUGCGGCGGACGUACAACGGCAAGCGCUCGUCUAGUCACUCAGGUUACACCCGAGCUGGCGGGCGGCGGCUCCCUGGUGGGGCCAUCGAUGCCACAACGCCAUCUCAGGCCACGUCAGGAGACUCAUCGCAGUCCAUCAAGGCUCGGCUCACGGCCCUGCCCAACACAUUGACGAAGCUCAAUGUCGUUAAACGUGACGUGCGGACUAUCGACGAGAUCCUGCAGGACCGGGCGAAAGCCCGAGAGAACGCCGUACUAGAUGGCGAUAAUGCCAAGGAGUUCAAUGAUUGGUUUGGCAAGGCUAAAAAGAAGGAAGCCACACAGUCCUCGCAGUCUUCUGCUGCAGCGCCCUCGGCCCCCACCUCCAGCCGGAGCUCGCCCAUGUCUCCACCCCCAAAGACCUCUCAUUUAUCGGCCGCGGCGAAGGCAGUCAGCGUUCCGAAGCCUGUUGCCUCAAUGGCAAAGAGCACGAGCAACUCGCAGCCAAAGUCUUCGCUCUCCUUCAGUAAAGACAAGCAGAUGCCCAAGGUUUCUGUGGGAACCUCUCGCGCUGACACACAAGCGUCCAAAUAUCCAUCGUCUUCUAAGCGUUCGGAGCCCACCCGCAAGGUUAUUCCGUCGAAGUCGCGGGCAUCAUCAUCUAGCCGUUCAGUGCCGGCAAAGAAACGCGCCCGCUCGCCCUCACGCUCGGAGUCGCCGCCACCGAAACGCAAGGCUGCCACGUCGUCCGGUGAUGAUGACUACCGCUCCGAAAUUUGGAAAUUAUUUGGCAAGGAUCGUGGCACCUACAUGAAUCAAAAUGUAUACAGCGACGACGAGGACAUGGAAGCGGAUGCUCUGGCUAUGGAGAAGGAAGAAUUACGCAGUGCGCGCCUUGCGAAGAAGGAAGACCUGGCAGCUCUUGAGGAGGAGAAGCGGCACGAGGAGGAGAAACGUCGGAGGAAGCGAGAGCGAGAACGCCGUGGACUCUAGAUGGUAAUUGUACUUGGAUCGGUUUAUCCAUACCACUUAUUCGUCAUAACUCCUGCUGUAAGCUGUGUUUUGCGGACUGUAUGUAAAGGGCAGAACGCCUCUAGCCGUUCAACCAUUAAUAUUAAUGCGAUAGAGAAUUUGUAGGUUUACAUAGAGUUAGCUUUUUAGCACAAUCAUUGCAUCCAUACCAUAUCAAUUAUUUUUGUUAUAUCGCAUGCUACCAACAUAACACCCAAUUGCA